Molecule: messenger RNA, 904 nt
Organism: Motacilla alba alba
Lineage: Eukaryota; Metazoa; Chordata; Aves; Passeriformes; Motacillidae
Product: kallikrein-14-like
Exons: 7
Coding region: 1-837 (278 amino acids)
Biological process (GO): proteolysis
Molecular function (GO): serine-type endopeptidase activity
Source: RefSeq, a predicted model, not a curated record
AUGUCCCCACAUGACGCAGUGACGCAGGUGGCACAGGUGUCAGGUGACACGCGCAUCGUGGGUGGCCACGCCUGCGUCCUGCACUCGCAGCCCUGGCAGGUGACACAGGUGACACUCUCAGUGACGCAGGUGGCACAGGUGGCAGGUGACACGCGCAUCGUGGGUGGCCACGCCUGCGUCCCGCACUCGCAGCCCUGGCAGGUGGCCGUGCUGGACAUGUACAAGCUCUACUGCGGCGGCGUCCUGGUGGCACCGCGCUGGGUGGUGACAGCGGCGCACUGCACCACACCUGGGGUGACCACGGUGGCGCUGGGCAAGCACCGGCUGUACGCGCGCGAGGCGGGCGAGCAGCGCCGCAUGGUGGCCCGCAUGGUGGCCCACCCGGGCUACGACCCGUCCACCAAGGACAACGACAUCAUGCUGCUGCAGCUGCUGGCCCCCGCCGCCAUCUCCGACCGCGUCCGGCCCGUGCCGGUGGCCUCGUGCCUGCCCCGCCCCGGCACCACCUGCGUCACCUCGGGCUGGGGGGCCACCACCUCGCCUGAAGUGACGUACCCCGAGGUGCUGCAGUGCGUCAACGUCACGCUCUUCUCCCCGGCCGAGUGUCGCCGCUUCUACCCCGGCUCCAUCACCGACAACAUGAUCUGCGCCGGGCACCUGCAGGGCGGCCAGGACUCCUGCCAGGGCGACUCCGGCGGCCCCCUGGUGUGCGAGGGCGCCCUGCAGGGCAUCGUCUCGUGGGGCAUGGAGCGCUGCGGGCAGCCGCGGCGGCCCGGCGUCUACACCAAGGUGUGCCGCUACGCCCGCUGGAUCCAGGAGACCAUGGGGGACACCUGAGGGACGCCGGGGGACACCUGGCGGACACCUGGGGGCACCUGGGGACACCUGGGGGGCGCCUGGGGGC